CAUGACCCGCAGAACUCAAAGAUGAGUUGGAGCUCAGUCGGCUUCAGCUUUAUCAAUAUUUUCUGGUCUUUCCUGGCUUUGUGUUUCCUCGUAGCAUUGGGUGCUCACACAAUCUCGAGAAAUCGCGAAACAUGUCGUCUUUACGUGUUAUUUCAGGAUCUUAUUCGUUACGGAAAAACCAAACAAAACCUCAAACGGGACGACUGGCUGCGUGUGUUUGACGUCCCUAAGAGGUGGUUCUGGCACUUUUAUGCCGUCUCUGUUUGUUGGAAUGGUCUCCUUCUGGCCUUGUACCUGAGAUUCAUAUUUCAGCAUCAGUCACAUCCGUCCUGGCUAACAGGGAUAUUAGACGCGUUGACAGGUGUAACAAGCACUGAUAGCCGAGUCCCACAGCUGUCUACUAUCCUGGUGCAGCUGCUCCUCUGGGCCCACUCCCUCAGGAGGCUGCUGGAGUGUCUGUUUGUCAGUGUUUUCUCUGAUGGAUCCAUGCAUGUGGUUCAGUAUGCCUUCGGUCUGGGGUAUUACAUCGUGUUGGGGCUGACGGUGCUCUGCUCAGAUCAUGUGGGAAAAGGGGCCGGCACCCUUCUCUCUCAGCUGGACUGGUUUCACUUGGUUGGAUUUGCACUUUUCAUCGCGGCCUCACUGCUGCAGCAUCAGUCCAUGGUCCUACUGGCCGGGCUUCGCAUCGGAAAGUCAGGGACAGUGGAGACACUGGCUCAUAGAGAGCCAAAGGGAGGCUGGUUUGAGCUGGUUUCGUGCCCACAUUACUUUGCUGAGCUGCUGAUCUACAUCUCACUGAGCGUGGUUUUCGGAGGCCUGUCACUGACCUGGUGGCUUGUUGCCCUUUAUGUGCUCUUCAACCAGUCACUGGCAGCACAGCUCUGUCAUGACCUUUACAUUAGCAAAUAUGAGUCAUACCCAAGACAUAGAAAAGCAUUCAUACCUUUUGUAUUUUGAAUAGUUGUCAUCAGUAUGUCUUGUUAUUCUGUUCUGGAAACAGUAAACUCCUCGACAGAUGUCUGACACAUCUGAGGAUCUGAAUGUGCAGGAAUAAAACUCACCUCUCUCUCAGCACUGACUGAUAAAAUGCUCUCGAAGCUGCUCGGUAGCUAACAGGACAACAUCAGAUGUAGCUGAGAGCUCCCAGGUGUGAAUGUGAGGUAUAUCAGGAGUGUUCUUCCACAGCAUAUGUCUCUCCAGGCGAAAGGUGGGCUGUUUCUUAGAGACUGAAACAGUUCAUUAGAGUAAGAUCUUGUUUUUGUUUUAAGCACUGUCACGUAAUAAUAUGUUUCCUCUGCCUAUAUUUUUUUAAUAUAUAUAAUUCUGAACUGCAAAAUAAGAUCAAGUUUGAUGUACAUAAGCACAAUACUCAAUAAAAAGAAAACUGAG
Molecule: messenger RNA, 1389 nt
Organism: Toxotes jaculatrix (banded archerfish)
Lineage: Eukaryota; Metazoa; Chordata; Actinopteri; Toxotidae
Gene: srd5a3
Product: steroid 5 alpha-reductase 3
Exons: 5
Coding region: 22-957 (311 amino acids)
Biological process (GO): dolichol-linked oligosaccharide biosynthetic process; polyprenol catabolic process
Cellular component (GO): endoplasmic reticulum
Molecular function (GO): 3-oxo-5-alpha-steroid 4-dehydrogenase activity
Source: RefSeq, a predicted model, not a curated record